Messenger RNA from Schistocerca americana (American grasshopper), 2852 nucleotides. RefSeq lists its product as uncharacterized. Bases 1 to 2784 code for a protein of 927 amino acids. Gene Ontology annotation, biological process: proton transmembrane transport. NCBI's taxonomy places the organism in Eukaryota, Metazoa, Arthropoda, Insecta, Orthoptera, Acrididae. Gene Ontology annotation, molecular function: proton channel activity. The transcript has 19 exons. The record is from RefSeq and is a predicted model, not a curated record. Gene Ontology annotation, cellular component: membrane.
AUGACCAGUCAAGAGGACGAGAGCCGCCCAGGCGACGGCGGCAGCGGCGGCGGCAGCGUCGGGUCGCAAGGAUUGCCUGGCGCGCAGGCGCCAGCCGAGCCGCGCUCUCUCUUCGACGUCGCGCAAAGCGACGUUAGUUCCGAGGAGGGCACGACCGAAACAGCUCUCACUGGAGUCCCCCAAGAUGAUGACGAAGUGUUCGUGGGCGAGACGCAGCACAAGCUACAGUUUGGGCCGGCGUACGGCGGUUCUGCGGCAGAUCUCCGUACAGCAGUCCGCCAGUCCGCGCUCCACGAGGCUCCGCCGGCUACACGCUACAGAGGCUCCGAGUCGACCGAGAACCUACCCUACGCUGUUGAGCAGUCGCCGCCACUCAGGGCGGCAGCGCGUCGUUCCGACAGGGGGACCGCUGUGAGGCAGCACCGCUUCCACAGUGAUGGCGACGUUCUGGAGGACGAGGUGGUGUACCACCAUCCGGAGAGACUGGACGCAGGGAGACACCAUCGCUUCCACAGCGCGGGCGAUAUCCUCGAAGAAGAGCCCGUGGUACAACUGAGGCGAAAAUUGCGGCAGGCUGAGCAGCUGGAACGGACGUCUUCACUCUCGCGAAACGUCAACGGCUACCGUGGCAGUCUACCUCCGCAGCGAACUUCGUCAUCCAGGGUCUCUAGCAUUGGUGACAAGAUGGUGCUGCAAAUGGCACUGCCACAAAGAAUCACACAACAGUCACGACCCAACAGUCUGCCAGUCGCUGUUGAUUCUUAUUCUGCCUCACAAAGACGAACCAUUAGUGCUUCAAGUAGUCGACAUGAUCUGCUGCCUAGGUCAGCAAGCCGUCAAUCGAAUGACUCAGCAUUUCUUGGAUCCUUAGUAUCAACUACAGAUCUUGCACCUACUGAGCAACGGGAGAAGAUUAGGUCUUUCUGGUAUUUGUUGACAAUAGUCUUAAGCAGCAUCUAUGCUGUGUUCAUUGUCAGUGUGGGUCUCCUAAUUUAUAUUUCUGACAUUUUCAUAGAUGUUAGUCCAAUGUCUGAGAUUUUCAACAUCUAUCUAGUAUGUGUUGGUCUACUGUAUUUUGUCUUCUUAUAUAUUGACAUAACAUGCUACACAAGGAAAGAAAAGGCAAAAACAUGGACAAUUAUACUGCUGAAAGAUGACAUUGUUCUGUAUGGUGUUCCUCCUUCAAAAUUUGUGAAUGUUGUGAAGCAGGACUACAUGUUUUUGCUAGAGAACCUCUCAAGUGGAACCCUGUUUAUGCCACAGAUCUUCACCAGAGACUAUAUUAUGAUCUGGGAAUCUGAGUCAGUGGAGUAUGUUGAAUAUGUGGAGUCACCAGAGGGUGAGCUAAAUGUCUCAGUGACUCUGCCGAGUGCCAAAUUAGCAAAAAAUGUUGAAGAUAUGCCAGAAGAAACAACAGUGCAUCAAUACUGUUUCAGUCAAGGACGACAUUCUGGGAGUUUUUAUCUCAAAUUGGGGGCUGCAGUGUUCUGCUUUGGACAUCUAACACACUAUGGACUUCUAAUAGGAUCAGAAUUUAUUUCAUUGACAUCAGCAACAGAUGAAAUUCAGUCUUGUACGAAUGUUCCUAUGCUUGUCCUGGAUAUUAUUUAUCCUGUGUACUCAUUUUUCCAACUGUUUUUCAUAUUCAAAUAUUCAAAUGUAAUAAUAAAUAAGCUACAGAUUUUAGGAAGAUUUGCAUUGAUGCACUGUAUAGCAACCAGUAUUUGCUUCUGGAUGUGGACCAUCAUGCGUGAAACACUGCUUGCUCUGAAUGGAUAUAACAGUUCAAGUGAAAACUACAUAUCAGUGUUGGAAAGCGAAUCUCCUGUUGCUAAUUUAUUUAAAAAAUUAAGAUCAGUACUGAUGGAUGCGUCUCUGGAAUCCAGCAAUAACAGUGGUGUUAACACUUUCAUUAACCCUUAUUGUUCAAAUUAUACUGGAAUGUCAAUCAUUUACCAAAAUGUUUCUCCGUAUUUAUACCCUUUCUCAAUUGAGUACAGUAUUCUUAUUGCUGGUGUUUUGUACAUCAUUUGGCAGAACAUAGGGCAAUGCGGCACAGUGACAGGAGGGCACUGCAAGCUCUUGAUGAACCCUGAAAGCAGUAAUUUGUCCAUUCAUGUUGACUGUCAUUCAGCAAAUAAAGGACUCUUUGCUGGAAUCAUAGUGCUUUUAACUUCUGUCGUGAGCAUCAUACUAUUUUUUGUUGCAGUCACUGAUUCAAAUUAUGUGACUAUUGGAGUGGAUGUACAUAUGUGGACAGAAUUUGCAAUUCUGAUUCUCAUGACAGUUACAGUCUUGUUUGCAUACUGGCAAAUAAUAACUUUGGAUGUUAAUGAACACCCUAUAUCACUCCUAGAUGAUUUGCUGCUUGCAGUCUGCUUGCCAGCUUAUUUCUUCUAUGCAGUAUUAAGCCUUUAUCCAUCUGUCGUAUACAGUGAGAUAGUCUUUAGUAUCAUCAUCUUGCUUCGGGUCUUACAAGUGCUAAUACAAACACCAUUCAUCAUUGAUGGUCUUCGUCGCUGUAGCAAUACUAGAUCACUUCGACAGAAAAAGCCAGGACGUGAAGUUGUGACACUUUUGAUAGUGUGCAAUAUUGCAUUGUGGAUGAUGCAGACAUUUGAAAUAAAAUCUAGUGGUACAAAGGAUCAUAGAUACGAUUUUUAUGGGAAAAGCGCAUGGACAGUUAUAGGACAUUUGCCUAUACCAUUAAUGAUGUUCUAUAGAUUUCACUCUUCUGUAUGCUUGGUGGACAUAUGGAAAUCUGCAUAUGAGCCCGGAGAAUGAUGACUGUGUAUCAUCAGACUAAAAACUGAAUUAGUCAAACUGGAUGCAAGCAGUUAUGUGAAAAAGGA